Messenger RNA from Cryptococcus wingfieldii CBS 7118, 534 nucleotides. RefSeq names its product bis(5'-adenosyl)-triphosphatase. Gene Ontology annotation, molecular function: catalytic activity. NCBI's taxonomy places the organism in Eukaryota, Fungi, Basidiomycota, Tremellomycetes, Tremellales, Cryptococcaceae. The transcript is spliced from 4 exons. The record is from RefSeq and is a predicted model, not a curated record. Bases 1 to 534 code for a protein of 177 amino acids.
AUGACCAUGGCAAAGUACCUCUUUGCUACUUUCGAUGUGACAGCUCAGGUAUUCUACCGGUCUACCCUCUCCUUCGGUAUCGUCAACCUCAAGCCCCUUCUGCCUGGUCAUGUUCUGAUAUGCCCGAAAAGAGUCGUUCCCAGGCUUGCAGACCUCAAUACAGAGGAAGUGUCUGAUCUCUUUCAAAGCGUGCAGCAUGUCGGUAAAGUGCUCGAGGAAGUCUACAAAGCCCAAGCUCUGACUGUCUCUGUGCAAGACGGCGCAGUAGCAGGCCAGUCUGUGCCCCACGUCCAUGUCCAUAUCAUGCCCAGGCAUCCCACGGAUUAUAACGGCGAUAACGACCAAAUCUACCCUCUCCUCGAACAAUCUGAAGCCAAUCUUCAAGGCCAUCUCGCUCAGUCACAAGUACCGCAGGUUAAUGGAAAGACGGAGGGAAAGGGGAGAGAGGGUAGAUGGGCGUGUGAUGAAGAUAGAAAGCCGAGGACGAUGGGAGAGAUGGAGAGGGAGGCAAAGUGGCUCGCAAGCCUCUUUUGA